AUGUUGUUAAAUCUGGUGCUACAGAGUACGCUUUUUGAUGGAAGGGUGAUUGAUGUGAAGCAACUUUCUCAAGGAUCCCAACAAGGAAAAAAUCAGUUUAUUAAUGAGAUUUCUGCCAUUAAUGCAGUGCAACAUCACAAUGUUGUGAAAUUGUAUGGAUGCUGCAUUGAAAGAACUAGGCGCCUCCUUCUUUAUGAAUAUCAUGAAAACAAAAGCCUUGAUAAAGCAUUGUUUGGAAAUAGGGUGUUACAUCUCGAUUGGCCCACCCAAUUUAAAAUAUGCUUGGGAAUUGCAAGAGAUCUAACAUAUCUUCAUAAGGAGUCAAAGCCGAAAAUUGUACAUCAAAUGUCGAAGCAACUUGUUUUGGAAUGUGCUGAAGAGUGUAAGAUGUUGUGA
Molecule: messenger RNA, 396 nt
Organism: Mangifera indica (mango)
Lineage: Eukaryota; Viridiplantae; Streptophyta; Magnoliopsida; Sapindales; Anacardiaceae
Product: probable LRR receptor-like serine/threonine-protein kinase At1g56140
Exons: 3
Coding region: 1-396 (131 amino acids)
Biological process (GO): protein phosphorylation
Molecular function (GO): ATP binding; protein kinase activity
Source: RefSeq, a predicted model, not a curated record